AUGAACGGCAAUCCAUCCUCUUCAUCAGCUACAGAGACAAACGCCGCCGAUCUAGAAAAAGAGCCGAACCAAGAUGCACCACCUAGGCUGGAGGUAUUUUCAGUCUUCACAGUCAACCAGAAGAGAGCCAUGGUGGCGACCGGCUCAAUGGCGAGCUUUUUCUCGCCUUUGUCUUCAAGCAUCUACUUCCCUGCCAUGGACACGAUCGCAACAGCGCUGAAUGUCUCCACAUCCAAGAUUGAUUUGACUGUCACGACCUACCUCAUAAUGCAAGGCAUAGCUCCCAUGUUGAUCGCCGGAUUCUCGGACACAGCCGGUAGACGUCCCGCCUACAUAAUCUGCUUCACCGUCUAUGUCGCCGCCAACCUGGGCCUCGGCAUCCAAAACGACUACGGUUCGCUACUCGGUCUGCGAUGCCUCCAGAGUGCAGGAAGCAGCGGCACCGUGGCCCUGGCCAACGGCCUCGUCGGAGACCUAGUAACAUCAGCGGAACGCGGUACAUACAUCGCCUUCGCUUCGCUUGGGAGCAUGCUCGGCCCCUCUCUGUCGCCCAUCAUCGGCGGACUCCUCAGCCAAUAUCUCAACUGGCACUGGAUAUUUUGGUUCCUUCUCAUCUUCUCGGGUGCCUUCUUCCUCCCUCUAUUACUCUUCCUCCCGGAGACCUGCCGCAAAGUCGUAGCCGACGGAUCUGUCCCACCUCCCACACUAAACAAGAACAUAAGCGACACCCUCCGGCACCGCAACCGAAAGACCAAAGGUCUCGAAGUGGAGGAAAGCAAACUCGCCGAAGUGCGCAAGAACUACGCCUUUCGGUGCCCAUCACCAAUGUCCACACUGAAGGUUACCGCCGACCUAGAAACCGGCGUCAUUCUCCUGGCCACAGGGCUAAACUUCGCAUGCUUCUACGCCGUAAUGACCGGAGCGACCACCUCAUUCCACGACAUCUACCACCUCAACGACAUCGAUACAGGCCUAAUGUAUAUCCCCAUCGGGGCCGGCGGCAUCGUAUCAGCAUUCACCACGGGCCGUCUAAUGGACUGGAACUACCGACGCCAUGCCGCGCAGGCCGGACUACCUGUUAUCCGGAACGUGCGACAGGACCUCACGAACUUUAAUAUCGAAAAGGUAAGGCUGCAAGUCGGCCUACCGAUGUACUACGCAUGCAUAGCGUCCAUGAUCGCCUACGGCUGGGUCCUCGGCCACAAGGUCAAUCUGGCUGCGCCGGUAAUCCUACUGUUCAUCUGUGGAUGGAGCCUCAAUGCUACAUCGCAGGUCUUGAAUGCAAUUCUUGUUGAUCUGUGGCCUGGUCGGUCAGCUGCUGCGACGGCAGCGAGUAAUUUGUUUCGCUGUGAGUUGGGAGCUGCAGCUUCGGCGGCGAUUACGCCCAUGAGUGAGGCCAUGGGGCAGGGGUGGGCGUAUACGACACUGGGGUUGAUUGCGGUGGUUGUGUCGCCGAGUUUGUGGGUGGUUAUGGAGAGGGGGAUUAAGUGGAGGCAGCGGAGGUUGAGGAGGGAGCGGGAACGGGCAGCCAGAAAUCAGUAG
This is a messenger RNA of Aspergillus welwitschiae, 1542 nucleotides long. RefSeq names its product MFS general substrate transporter. Gene Ontology annotation, biological process: transmembrane transport. Lineage: Eukaryota; Fungi; Ascomycota; Eurotiomycetes; Eurotiales; Aspergillaceae. The record is from RefSeq and is a predicted model, not a curated record. The transcript has 2 exons. Gene Ontology annotation, molecular function: transmembrane transporter activity. Bases 1 to 1542 code for a protein of 513 amino acids.